AUCGUCCCUGUCACAGGGGGCUCGUCCCUGUCACAGGUGGGCUCAUUCCUUUCACAGGUGGGCUCGUCCCUGUCACCCAUUAAUUCAUCCCUGUCACAGGCGGGAUUGUCCCUGUCACAGGUGGGCUCAUUCCUGUCACAGGUGGGAUCAUCCCUGUCACCCAUGAGCUCGUCACUAUCACCCAUGAGCUCGUCACUAUCACCCAUGAGCUCAUCCCUGUCGCCCAUGAGUUCAUCCCUGUCACCGUGAGCUCACUCCCCAGAUUCCAUGCCCUGCCCACGCGCUGGAGCAGUUUCCUCACAGUCCCCCUGUCCUCCCUUUCAGGGUUUUGGAAGCGCUGCUGUCACGAUGCUGGGGCCAGAGCACACGGAGUGAGCUGAGUCAGAGGCAGGAGGGCCAAACACGAAUCCGUGCACCUCUCAGCUUGCUUUGGAUGAAGGGAACAACCUGCCUUAUCUGUCCUGCACAUCCAGCCACUGGUCAGAGACACCCAGGCACAGGAGGAGAGAGAUCUGCGCUGGGAGAGGCUGUGCAGGAGAAAAAUUCCAGCUGCUUUGGUCUCUAGAGCUCCUGUGUUACAGUGCUCCUGGCUCUGCCUGUUCUCCCCAGGAUGCUGGGAAGGGUCCUGUGCACGGUGCUGUUGGUGGGAGCCCUCCCAUCCCCAGCUGCAGCAUCCCAGGGCCACAUCUCCGUGAUCUUGCUGGGAGCCACGGGUGAUUUGGCCAAGAAGUAUUUGUGGCAGGGUCUGUUCCAGCUCUACAUGGACCAAGUGAGCAGUGGCCACAGCUUCACGUUCCACGGGGCUGCCCUGGCAGCUCAGGAGGAGGGGCAGAGGCUGAUGUUUGACGUGCUGAAGAAGCUGUCCUGUCCCCCUGACGAGCCUCCCAACAGGUGUGCAGUGCUCAAGGACCAGUUCCUGAAGCUGAGCCAGUACCACCAGCUAAAGACUGCUGAAAACUACACAGCUCUGAACAGAGAGAUCGAGACCCUGCUGGGCCAGGAGGGGCUGAAGGAGGCCGGGAGGAUCUUUUACUUCUCAGUGCCUCCCUUUGCCUACACGGAGAUCGCCCAGCACAUCAGCAGCAGCUGCCGGCCCCCUGCUGGAGCCUGGCUGCGUGUGGUGCUGGAGAAGCCCUUUGGCCACGACCUGGAGUCAGCCCAACAGCUGGCUGCACAGCUGGCAGGAUUCUUCAGGGAGGAGGAGAUGUACCGGGUGGAUCAUUACCUGGGCAAGCAGGCUGUGGCCCAUAUCCUGCCUUUUCGGGAUCAGAACCGACGGUUUCUGGACCCAAUUUGGAACCGACAUCAUGUGGAGAGAGUGGAGGUUGUCUUGAAGGAGACUGUGGAUGCUAAAGGCCGCACCAGCUUCUACGAGCAGUACGGGGUGAUCCGGGACGUGCUGCAGAACCACCUCACCGAGGCCCUCAUGUUCCUCAUCAUGGAGCUCCCUGCCAACGUCAGCAGUGCCCAGGAGGUGCUGCAGCACAAGCUGCAGGCGUUGCAGUCGCUGUGGGGCCUGGACAGGAGCAGUGCUGUGCUGGGGCAGUACCAGGCCUACGACAGCCAGGUGCAGGAGGAGCUGCAGGAGGCACGGGGCCGUGUCAGCACCACACCAACCUUUGCAGGGGUGCUGAUCCACAGCGACAGCCCACGCUGGGAAGGGAUCCCUUUCCUGCUCACCUCCGGGAAGGCUCUGGAUGAGCGGGUGGGCUACGCCCGUGUCCUGUUCAGGAACAGGGCCUACUGCCCUCAGAGUGGCUCUCUGAGGGAUGCAGGGCACAGCCAGUGCAAACCCAAGCAGAUCAUCUUCUACUUCGGGCACGGUGCCCUGGGCACCCCUGCGGUGCUGGUGAGCAGGAACCUGUUCCAGCCUGCCAUGCCCAAGGACAGCUGGAAGGAAGCAGAGGCUCGGUCAGACCUGCACAUCUUGGAACAGCCCCUGUCUGAUUUCUACAUGUACAGCCCUGUGAAAGAGAGAGAUGCAUAUUCUGUCCUCAUCUCCAACAUCUACCAUGGCAGGAAGGAUUUCUUCAUCACCACAGAGAACCUGUUGGCCUCCUGGGCCUUCUGGACACCCCUGCUGGACAGCACCUCCCGCCAACCCCCCCGCCUGUACCCUGGGGGCGUGGAGAACCAGCAGCUGCUGGACUUUGAGAUGGUGAGUGGGGGACUGGCCUUCACCCUGGCAGAGCCAGCAGAGCUGCUGAGCCCCAGCAGGCACAUGCCAAGUGAUUUCAGGGCCAUCCAGUCCAAAUUCCGGCAGAGCCCCCUGGUCUCAGCCUGGGCUGAGGACCUGAUUUCCCAGCUGGCCUCAGACAUGGAGCAGGCAGCACUGAGCAGCGUGGCUCGCUCUGGCCACUUCCACCUGGCCCUGUCGGGGGGCUCCAGCCCCGUGGGGCUGUUCCAGAGGCUGGCCAGGCACCACUACAGCUUCCCCUGGCAGCACACCCACGUGUGGCUGGUGGACGAGCGCUGCGUGCCCCUGACCGACGGCGAGUCCAACUUCCAGGGGCUGCACCGGCACCUGCUGCAGCACGUCAGGGUGCCCUACCUCAACAUCCACCCCAUGCCCGUGCACCUCAACCAGCGCCUGUGCGUGGAGGAGGACGGCGGGGCACAGCUCUAUGCCCAGGACAUCGUGGCCCUGGUGGCCAAUGCCAGCUUUGACCUGGUGCUGCUGGGGGUGGGCACGGACGGGCACACGGCCUCGCUCUUCCCCCGCUCUGAGACGGGCCUGGAAGGGGCUCCCGGCGUGGUGCUGACCGAGAGCCCUGUCAAACCUCACCAGAGGAUGAGCCUCAGCCUGCCCCUCAUCAACAGGGCCAGGCAGGUGUUUGUGCUGGUGUUGGGCAAGGGCAAGCACGACAUCACCACCCUGCUCAGCAGAGUGGGCCACGAGCCCAGCAAGUGGCCAAUCUCAGGGGUCAGCCCCAGCUCUGGCCAGCUGGUCUGGUACGUGGACUAUGAAGCUCUGCUGGGGUGAUGGCUCCACAGUGUCCCUCCUGCCUUGUCCAUGUGGCCUUUACAGCCUGGAUUUUCCUACAGUGUUCCUCCAGCAGCAGCUUCAUCUCUUCACCUCCAGCCUUCUGGAAAAUCCGUGGCCUGCAGCACCUCUGACGUUUGAGCCUGGAGCUGGAGGGAGCUGGGCUCAGUGUCCAGAGCUCAGGAAGAGCCAGGAGCCCAGUGCAGCAUUUCUGGCUCUGCUCUGGGUUCUGACUGAGACUUUGGACAAAUGACCUCACCUUGAAGUGCCUCAGUUUUCCUGUCAGGCCUUUGUGCUCACUGGCACAUAACUACCUCACAGGCACUGCAGGAAACUUGUCCAAUCAGCUGCCUGCCAAAUGCUUUUAAAUUUUCUGUAAUUCUCAGGCUAAAAGACAGUAAUAGCACCUUCAUCCUCUGCCCUGCACAGUGUGGCUGGGCAGGACAAACUGCUUUUGGGGCUGUUAAAAUCAGGGUGGGGAAGGAGGACAAACUGCUUUUGGGGCUGUUAGAAUCAGGGUGGGGAAGGAGGACAAACUGCUUUUGGGGCUGUUAGAAUCAGGAUGGAAUGGAGAAGGAGGACAAACUGCUUUUGGGGCUGUUAAAAUCAUGGAGACAGGGUGAGGAGAAUGGCAGCUCAGAGAUGCUGCUGGCCAGCAGUGCAAUGAUUACUGAGGAAAAAGCUUGGAAUGCUUGGGUUUAGCUGGCAGAGAAAUCUUUUCUUUCUAAACAAAAAUGUCCACAUUAACUUCAUUCCAGUUCUUUUGUAUUUGGUGUGAGGGAACAAGUUUUAAUGAAAAACUGAGCUAUGAGAGGGUAACUGUUGUUAUGAACAGAGCUUAUUCCUGUCUUACAGGUGACUGUGGCAUUGGAGUUUUCUUAUUUUUGUACACUUGCUUGGUAACAUGUGGCUGGCACCUCUUGAAAUAAAGUGAGAGGUUUAAUUGCACUUUUAAAUAAGCACAUAGGGGUUUUUUCCCAGGGAGCUAUUGAAAAUAGGGUUUAUUUGUGAAGUCUCUAUCUAGUGGGUCACCCCAAAAUUUAUCCUAGAUUUUAUUAAAAUCCAUUAAAAGUUUCCACAUGUUUUCCUUGGUGAAUGGAGCUAUCUGGGUUGUUUGGGGGAUUUUUCAGAAGUGUAUUUUCUUUUUUCACACAGACAAUUCCUGUUAAACUCUUUAAUACUUACAUCUACUAAAUGAAAACUACAGUAAUUUCACGAUUAAAAGCUGCACUGAGUAUAAGCCGCA
Messenger RNA from Catharus ustulatus (Swainson's thrush), 4229 nucleotides. RefSeq names its product hexose-6-phosphate dehydrogenase/glucose 1-dehydrogenase (gene H6PD). NCBI's taxonomy places the organism in Eukaryota, Metazoa, Chordata, Aves, Passeriformes, Turdidae. Gene Ontology annotation, cellular component: endoplasmic reticulum. The transcript has 6 exons. Gene Ontology annotation, molecular function: 6-phosphogluconolactonase activity; glucose-6-phosphate dehydrogenase activity; NADP binding. The record is from RefSeq and is a predicted model, not a curated record. Gene Ontology annotation, biological process: pentose-phosphate shunt; glucose metabolic process; pentose-phosphate shunt, oxidative branch. The coding region runs from base 611 to 2983 and encodes 790 amino acids.